Messenger RNA from Meira miltonrushii, 1032 nucleotides. RefSeq names its product Snf7-domain-containing protein. Bases 200 to 868 code for a protein of 222 amino acids. Lineage: Eukaryota; Fungi; Basidiomycota; Exobasidiomycetes; Exobasidiales; Brachybasidiaceae. The transcript has a single exon. Gene Ontology annotation, biological process: vesicle budding from membrane; late endosome to vacuole transport via multivesicular body sorting pathway. The record is from RefSeq and is a predicted model, not a curated record. Gene Ontology annotation, cellular component: ESCRT III complex; multivesicular body; cytoplasmic side of plasma membrane.
GAGAAAGUGAAUUGCUCAAGGUAAUCGGCCACCACAGACCGCCUUUCAGCUGGAUUAUACAAGUCUCACACCAAGCUACAAUCGCCAUCAGUAUAUAGCGAAGGUCUUUUAGGCAGGGGCGAGGAAAGUACCAUCUAUUUUUUGAUAACUUCACAUCAAUUUUGCAUAAACUUUUCCAGCACCAUCAAACCUUUACAAAAUGUCUACCUGGGGUUCUUGGCUAGUGGGCAAAAGGGAUAAUCCCAAUUCUGCCAAAGAUGCAAUCGUUGGAUUACGACAACAAUUGAUCAUGCUAGAAAAGAAAGAAGAACAUUUAACGAAAAAGAUUGAUGAUGAAACAAGAAAAGCAAAAGCAAAUGUUACAACUAACAAACGUGCAGCACAAGCAGCACUAAGACAGAGAAAACAAUAUGAAAAUGAACUUGAUCGUAUUUCCGGUACAAGGAUGACGUUAGAAACUCAAGUACAUGCGAUCGAAAGUGCGAAUAUGAAUUUGGAAACGAUGAAGGCAAUGCGCAAGGGAGCGGAUGCAUUGAAGGGCAUACAUGGAAGCUUGAAUAUCGAUAAAGUGGACGCUACAAUGGAUUCUAUUCGUGAACAAAUGGAUUUGACAAAUGAAAUUUCGGAUGCAAUCUCUAAUCCUGUGGCAAUGGGACAAGAUAUCGAUGAGGACGAAUUGAAGAACGAAUUGGACGAGCUUGAACAAGCAGAAUUGAACGAUCGCUUGGUCGGAGCAGAGUCUGUACCAGCUCACACACCUGCCGUUACCGCCGGACCUAGUCGUGUGAAUGGACAAGCCAAUCACGCACAAACAGUUGAUGAUGACGAUGCUGAACUUCGGGCUCUUCAAGCUGAGUUGGCGAUGUAAUCAAUUGCCUUGCUGAAGCCUAGGUUUUAUCGUUCUUUUUCAUUGCUGUCUCAUUUAUGUGCUACACAUUCUUCAGUUCCAUUUAUAUAUUAUCCCAUUCUUUUCGAUCCUUGUACGCAUAUUCAUCGCUUUACACGAGCAAAUGUUACCGAUUCAUCAUAUAC